ACUGAUUGUUCAUCCACGAUGUUGAAGUGCGCCCGCCUUCCCCGCUUCUGUAGGAGUGUUGCUGGGCUGGUCCAUCAGCAAUGCCACCCUCCUGAAAGAGGUCUCCUUCCCUGGUCCUAUGCCAUUCGGCAACAGGGAAGGCCAACGACCGGAAGCUGGAGCAGUCACGGUGCUUCGAGAGAUGGGGAGAAAGGAUACUGCCCUCAGAUUGAUGGCAGGCAGCAACGGAAAGCUCGGCGCAGCUUCGUACGGUCACAGAGCACCACGUCUGUGGCAGAGCACGCCAGCAGUGCAGCGGAGGCUGCGGGCCACCACAGCAGCAGGGGGCAAGCAGCAGAGAAUGCCGCAGCACCCACAUUUCAAGAAGCGAUCCAGAAACUGCAGACCUACUGGGCUUCUCAAGGCUGUGCGGUGCUGCAGUCCAGUAACACCGAGGUGGGGGCGGGCACUAUGAACCCCGCCACGUUCCUGCGCAUCCUGGGCCCAGAACCUUGGAAUGUCGCGUACGUGGAGCCUAGCAUCCGGCCAGACGACAGCCGCUACGGUGACAAUCCCAAUCGCGUCCAAAGGCAUACACAAUUCCAGGUGAUUUUGAAGCCGGAUCCAGGCAACUCUCAGGAGCUCUACCUAGGCAGCCUGGCAGCACUUGGUAUCAACACCCGUGCCCACGACAUCCGGUUCGUUGAGGACAACUGGGAGUCACCGGUGCUGGGCGCGUGGGGCCUGGGGUGGGAGGUGUGGAUGGACGGCAUGGAGGUGACGCAAUUCACGUACAUGCAGCAGGCCGGCUCGCUGCCGCUAACGCCCGUGCCGGUAGAGAUUACGUACGGCCUUGAGAGAAUCAUUAUGGCCCUCCAGGGCGUCGACCACUUCAAGAAGAUUCGGUAUGCCCCCGGCAUCACAUACGGCGAGCUGUUCCUGGAAAACGAGCGCGAGAUGAGCGCGUUCAACCUGGACCACGCAGACGUUAAGCGCACGCGCCAACGCUUUGAGCUAUACGAGGCCGAGGCGCGGGCGCUGCUCGAGAAGAAGCUCGCCAUCCCUGCGUACGACCACGUUUUGAAAACUUCCCAUGCCUUCAACAUCCUGGACGCUCGGGGCGCGGUUGGGGUCACGGAGCGGCAACGAUUUUUUGGGAAGAUGCGCAACCUGGCGCGAGAGUGCAGCACUCUGUGGGUGGAGACGCGCGCCAGCCUGGGGCACCCGUUGGGCGUCACCGACCCACCCCCCGAGCCGCAGCCGGAGGCCAGCACGUCAAGCGCGGGCAGCGCGGAGCCGCGCAUGCUGGUGCUGGAAAUCGGCUCCGAGGAGCUGCCCCCGCAGGACGUCGUGGCCGCCAUACAGCAGCUGCGUGCGUCAGUGCCUUCCGUGUUGGCGAAGCUGCGGCUGCGGCACGGCGCGGUGCGCGUGUGCGGCACCCCGCGGCGGCUGUGCGUGCUGGUGGCGGACGUAGAGGGGCGGCAGGCCGACCUGGAGGAGGAGCUGCGGGGGCCGCCCGCCAAGGCGGCCUUCAAGGACGGGCAGCCCACCAAGGCUGCGGAGGGCUUCUGCCGCAAGAACGAGGUCGCCGUUGCCGAUCUUGUCGUCCGACCAGACGAAAAGGGGGUGGAGUAUGCUUACGCAACCGUGCGGCAAGAGGGGCGGCCCGCGGCACAGGUGUUGGGCGAGGAGCUGGCGGGCGUGGUUGCUGGUCUACAAUUUCCCAAAAGCAUGCGCUGGAGCACCCAGGUGGCGUACAGCCGGCCCCUGCGUUGGCUGCUCGCGCUGCACGGCGACAACGUGGUGCCCUUCACCUAUGGGGGGGCAGCCAGUGGUCGGGGGACGCGGCUUUUGCGGAAUGCUGACGAGACAGAGCAAAGCGUUGCAUCGGCGGAGGAGUAUAUUGCCAGCAUGGAGGCCGCCGGGCUGCAGGUGGACGGCGAGGAGCGCAGCACGAGCAUCUGGGAGGCCGCUAGUAGGUUAGCUAGCGAAAUUGGGGGCCGCAUACCGGAUAAUGCACGAGGGGACUUGCUGGAGGAGGUGGCGUACUUGGUAGAGGCGCCUGCGCCGCUGCUGGGCACGUUCGACGCGGCGUUUUUAACGCUCCCGCGCGAGGUGCUGACCACCGUGAUGCGCAAGCACCAGCGCUACUUCCCCGUCGAGGACGCCGCCACCGGCCAGCUCAAGCCCGCCUUCGUCACGGUGGCCAACGGCCCGGUUGACCUGGACGUUGUGCGCCACGGGAACGAGGCCGUUCUCCGGGCCCGGUACGAGGACGCGCGCUUCUUCUACACCGCCGACCGCGCGCGCCCGCUGGCCUCCUUCCGGCCCCUGCUUGAUGGCAUCACCUUCCAGGCUCAGCUGGGCAGCCUGCUGGCCAAGAGCGAGCGCGAGGAGGCGCUCCUGCCGGGCCUGGCUGCGGCCGCGCAACUAGAGGGGGACGCCCUUGCGGUGGCGCGUGCGGCGGCGCCCAUGGCCAAGGCGGACCUGGCCACCGCCGUCGUCACCGAGUUUACGUCGCUUGCAGGCGUCAUUGGGCGGCACUACGCCGACAUGGAGGGCCACCCGCAGCCGGUGUGCGACGCUGUGUUCGAGGCGGUCCUCCCCCGCUUCGCCGGCGACCAGGUGCCCCGCGUCGGGGGCGGGCAUCCUGCUGGCCGUCGCCGACAGGCAGCGGCACCCCGGUUGACAAGGCUGGACAGCCUGGUGGGCCUGUUUGCGGUGGGCAAGGCCCCCAGCGCGUCCGCGGAUCCGUUUGGGCUGCGCCGCGCGGCGUACGGCCUGGUGCAGACGCUGGUGGAGAACGGGGUGCCCCUCGCGCUGCCCGCCGCCCUGCGCCUCGCCGCCGAGCAGCAACCGCUCACUGUUUCUGAAACAGCCCUCGCCGAGGUGGACACCUUCGUGACGCGACGGCUCGAGCAGUACCUCGUGGACGGCGGCGCAACAGUGGAAGUGGUGCGUGCGGCGCUGGCGGAGCGAGGCGCGGUGCCGGCCCAGGCAGCGCAGGCAGUCCGCGAGAUGGAGGCGCUGGACAGCGGCGUGCGGGAGCGCAUUGUGGCGGCGUAUGCGCGGCCCACCCGGAUAACGCGGACCAAGCACGUGGGCGCGGACUGGAAGGUGGAUUCGUCCCUGUUCGAGAUGGAGCAGGAGCACGCCCUGCUGGCCGCCUACACCACCGUCGCGCAGCAGCUGCGGCCAGAGUCGGCGGUGUUGGAGCUGUUUGCGGUAUCAGAGGCGCUGGUGCAGCCCAUCGACGACUUCUUCAGCAACGUCUUUGUCAUGGCCGAGGACGAGGCGGUGCGGCACAACCGGCUGGCGCUGCUGCGCGACAUCGCGGCCCUGCCCAAGGGCAUCCUCGACCUCGCGCUCCUGCCAGGCUUCUAAACACUGCCAAGCAUCGCCGCAGCGCAAUACGCUCGAAGGUGGGCCAAGGCAGGGGCAGCCGUGGUUCAUUGUUGCGGAAGGACAUGGCAAGCACAAGGCUUUAAUGUGGGACCCGUAGCUUGCCACAUAGCGAAGACGAAAUCGAGAUUUUGUCCGAGUCGAAUUGACGAUGCUUGAUUUGUGUAAGGCAAGGCGACAUGCAAGUGACGAUUUCGGAAGGGGCCAUGGUGGGCUGAAAGGUGCCAUGCGAAAAUUAUCCGAUGACUGGGAAUGAUUCGGUUGUGCAGCUGGUGCGCAACUUCUCAGAUCAGAGGCACAUCCGAGCACCAUAAGGGAUAUUAAAGCCUGAAGCUGACCAACUAAUUACC
This is a messenger RNA of Klebsormidium nitens, 3731 nucleotides long. The record is from the annotation of a GenBank genome assembly. NCBI's taxonomy places the organism in Eukaryota, Viridiplantae, Streptophyta, Klebsormidiophyceae, Klebsormidiales, Klebsormidiaceae.